Messenger RNA from Elgaria multicarinata webbii, 2359 nucleotides. Its product is annotated as zinc finger protein 397-like. The transcript has 3 exons. The record is from RefSeq and is a predicted model, not a curated record. Bases 78 to 2009 code for a protein of 643 amino acids. NCBI's taxonomy places the organism in Eukaryota, Metazoa, Chordata, Lepidosauria, Squamata, Anguidae. Gene Ontology annotation, molecular function: DNA-binding transcription factor activity, RNA polymerase II-specific; RNA polymerase II cis-regulatory region sequence-specific DNA binding. Gene Ontology annotation, biological process: regulation of transcription by RNA polymerase II.
AGUUUACAGUGAAGGCCUUUCUCAAAAGUCCAGGCUUUUACCUUAACCAGGGUGAGCUUUCGUCUUUUUGAGAGGAAAUGGCUGCCGAGCAAAGAUCUAGACCAGCUGGCAGCUCCCAGGCUCAGGUUGCACCGGGGCACGCAGGAAUCAAAAUGGAAGACCGUGACCAAACGUGCCCCAAACCGACUGAGAAAGCUGGCAAAUCGCCCCGCGUCAUUCAGGUUGGGACCAUCAGGGAGUUCCUCAACUGGGCUGCACCACUGCAAGUGAAGCAGGAACCUGAGGAGGGGUUGCCAGAGCACUGGGAGGCCCAGUGGCAGGAAUUCCUCAUGGCCAUGCAGUCCUCUCAUUUGGGAUGGGGAAGCCCACAGCGGAUGGAGGAAGGUGCGCCGUGGGGGGACAACAAGGCCUUCUUUGCCUCCUUUGAACGGCUGGCUGGGACCUGCCAGCUCCCUCGGCGGGAGUGGUUAGCUCGCCUGCUGCCCGUCCUGAGCAAAGAGGCCAAGGAGGCCUACAGCAACCUCAGCCUCCAAGACAGAGGGGAGUACGCGAAAGUCAAGGCAGCCAUUUUGAAAGUGGACGCCAUCCGGACGGAGACCCAGCGCCAGCGCUUCCGGCAGUUCCGUUACCACGAGGCCAAGGGGCCCCGGGAGGUGUGUGGCCAACUCCGAGAGCUCUGCCGGGGCUGGCUGAAGCCAGAGAAGCACACCAAGGAGCAGAUGUUAGACCUUCUUGUCCUUGAGCAGUUCCUGACCCUUCUACCCCAGGAAAUCCAGAGCUGGGUGAGGGAACAUGACCCGGAGACAUGUGCCCAAGCAGUGCCUCUGGCGGAGGCGUUCCUGCUGAGGCGGCGAGAUGCCGAAAGGAAGGAAAAACAGACACUGGAAGCCCGGGUUGUGAAUUGGCCUGAGACAAAGCAGUCACCUGUGGGCACUGGGCUGAAGAGGAUCUGCAGAGAGGCGAAGCAAGAAGGCGCCAGGGUGUUGGACACGGGUGGUUCCAGCAGUAACCGUGUGGAGAAGAAAACCAACCGAAGUGUUGAAAAUGGGCUGAAGGUUCCUAGCGGCAGAGUGCAGCCAGGACAAAGGAGCUUCCAGAUUCCAGAGAGCAGGAAACUUUUCCACCAAAGCCCAGCCCUUGUUAAACACCAGAGAGUCCACACAGCAGAGAGUCCCCAUCAGUGCCCCGAUUGUGGGAAGCACUUCACCCAGCGUUCGAGCCUCACUAUCCACCGGAGAAUCCACACAGGAGAAAAACCUUACCCCUGCCCCCAGUGUGGGAAAUGCUUCCGUCAGAGCUCCAACCUUCUCAAACACCAGAGAAUCCACUCAGGGGAGAAGCCGCACCAGUGCCCAGAGUGCGGGAAAUGCUUUGCCCAGCGCUCCAACCUUCUCAUCCACCAGAGAACUCACACCGGGGAGAUGCCCUAUGUGUGCUCCGAGUGCGGGGCCUGCUUCAGCCAACACCGAGGCCUUGUCACUCACCAGAGGAUCCACAUGGAAGAGAUGCCAUACGGCUACGGCUGUCCGGACUGUGGGAAAUGUUUCCAGCAGAAUUCUGAUCUCACGAAGCACCUGAGAGUUCACACUGGUGAGAAACCCUACAGCUGUCCCGAGUGUGGGAAGAGCUUUAGCUACAGCUCCAACCUCAGCAAACACCAGAGAAUCCACACUGGAGAGAAGCCUUACCUUUGCAACGUGUGCGGGAAAAGCUUCAGCCACUUGUCGACCCGGAAUACACAUCAGAGAGUCCACACAGGGGAGAGGCCGUACGGCUGCACUGAGUGCGGGAAAAGGUUCAUUUCCAGCUCAAAGCUCACGAGACACAUGAGAACGCACUCGGGUUAUACCCCGUACAUCUGCAAUGAAUGUGGGAGGAGCUUCAGUUCCCACUCUACCCUGACUACUCACCAGAGAAUCCAUUCAGCUGAAGGUUACAGCCUGGGAAAUUCUUGGGAAACUGCCGAGCAGGGACCCAGCAACAUCCUGGGAAGGGUAUCACCUCUGUGACUGAUGCCUCUUCUGUUCUUUAUGAUGGAGCCUGUCCCGGUCUGUUGUGAUACUUGCAGGAAGGGGGCUAGUCCCUAAGGUGUUGGAAUGUGGAGGUCUGCACAGCGCAGGCAGGAAGUGAGAAAUAGGGAAGGAUAUAGGAUUAGUCUGGUGGUUUUGGAAAAUAGAGGUAGGCAGGAAAAAAAUAUAGGGUAGUCAGAGGGAUGGAAGCAAGAUUUCCGGCUUAUAUUGCCAAUUAGUUUUAGGAGCAGAGUAAACCCUAGUGCAGGACAGAGGUCCUCGAAAACUUGUCUUAGGCAUCCUGCCCAAAGCACUGGAGUGGCUGUUUUGGAGUCCCCCUUUAGUAAAGC